GCUUUUAUCAGCCCGAGCACUCGAGUUCUCCUCUCAUUUCCUGUCGUCGCUUGCCCUCCGUUCUUGUAGGUGAUUCCAUAAGCAAUAGAUUUGUUCAUGGUGGUAAAUAUUUGGGGUUUUGAGGGAUGCAAGGAAUUUCGAGGAUGCGACAAGGCCUUCAAUUUUCCUAUUCAGUCAUUCCAAGGAUUGAUUGUGCUAUGAUCAUGAAUAUUGGCAAAAAAGGAUUCUUGUGGCCAUCACCACCUCUUGGGACUUAAGACUUGAUGGCAAAUAGGUCAGAUCUAGACAUCGAUGAUGACUUCAAUGAAAUUUAUAAGGAAUAUACUGGUCCUGUGGGAUCUGCACCUGCAAAUUCACAAGAGAGAGUGAAAACAAAUAAAAGAUCCCAUGCAGGUUCAGAUGAGGAAGAGGAACCUCGUGAUCCAAAUGCUGUUCCAACUGAUUUCACUAGCAGAGAGGCUAAAGUUUGGGAGGCUAAGUCUAAAGCUACUGAGAGGAAUUGGAAGAAAAGAAAAGAAGAGGAAAUGAUCUGCAAAAUAUGUGGCGAGUCAGGCCACUUUACUCAGGGGUGCCCAUCUACUCUUGGAGCAAAUCGAAAGUCUCAGGAUUUUUUUGAAAGAGUUCCUGCAAGAGACAAGCAUGUCAAAGCCCUUUUUACUGAGAAGGUUGUUCACAAGAUUGAAAAAGAUAUUGGCUGUAAAAUUAAAAUAGAGGAGAAGUUUAUCAUUGUGAGUGGCAAGGAUAGGUUAGUCUUGGCCAAAGGCGUGGAUGCUGUUCACAAAGUGAUCAAGGAAGAAGGUAAUAAAAGGGGAUCAUCUAGUUCCCAUGCAGCUAGAUCUAGGUCGCCUGAACGGAGCCCCGUUGGUUCACGGUUGGGACGCUCUGAACCCCAAAGGUCUUUUUCUAGUCCACAGAACACAUCACAGUUCCAGCAGAGGUUCAGCAGGCAUGAGAAAGUUGUGGAAGACCGUGUUCGUGAGGAUCUGCUGAAAUUAUCAAGGGGUUCUCCACAAGCUUAUGGUAAUGAUGGAGCUAGAGGUCGUUCAAGCCGUUCAAAGUCUCCAGCACGUGGUCCUUACAUGGGUAACGACUAUAAUUCAUAUGAUAAUCAUAAUCAAACCAUGGGGAUCUACAGAACUGAUGGAUGGGAUACCGAGAGACGAGGAUCUGAUAUCCAAUCUGGCCGUAAGUUUGAACACUCAGCCUUUCCCCAGACAUUAGAAGAAUUAGAGCUGGAAUAUAAGAGGGAGGCAAUGGAACUUGGAAGAAUUCGAGACAAGGAAGAAGAUGAAGAGAAUUACAAGCACCGGGAGGCUGUCAGGGAAAUGCAAGAAAAUUAUAUGAAGAAAUUGACUAUUUUAAGGGGCGCUCAAACUAAACAGUGGGAAGAGUUUCUUCAGCUUGAUGCCCAAAGGAGGCAACGAGCUCGCCAACAAAUGCCCACUGCAGGGUUUGGUGGUUAUAAACAGCCCAGUUAUGCUGACUAUGAUGGUUCUCCGGCAAACCCUCACUAUGCAGCGGCCAGUUUACCUAUGGAUCCAAGGGGCAGGUAUUCAAAUGCUAUAGAAAAUUAUCCUUCAUCAAGGCCUCAUGAUGCAUACAGUGAUUUCCAGCGGCCAAGGCGGGAUGAUUUUGGUAAAUCUUACAAUCGGUACUAAAUCAGAUUUAUCAGAAUUGAGUGGGGGUCCAGAUCUUGGUGGAGAGGGGUGGUGCACGUGGAGCCUGUAAUCUUAGGUAAGUAUGUUAGCCAUGCUACUGGAGUUAAGAAAGGAAGCAUGGGAAUUCAUGUAAUCAGAACAGUUUCUUCCUUUUUGGUUUGGUGAUUCUGUUUUGUUUCAGAAUUUCGGUGUAAACAAAUGACAUGGUUAAAGGCUUAAAGCUUACUAGUUAAGAGCUGAAGUAUUAAUGAUCAGUGGUUGAGAAUCUCUUAA
Malania oleifera is the source of this 1931-nucleotide messenger RNA. RefSeq lists its product as uncharacterized. The transcript is spliced from 9 exons. The coding region runs from base 264 to 1658 and encodes 464 amino acids. NCBI's taxonomy places the organism in Eukaryota, Viridiplantae, Streptophyta, Magnoliopsida, Santalales, Ximeniaceae. The record is from RefSeq and is a predicted model, not a curated record. Gene Ontology annotation, molecular function: nucleic acid binding; zinc ion binding.